CACAUGAUCACCGACCGUGGGCCAACCAUGAUGUCGAUCUCUUGGACAUUGCUCGUCCCUCCUGCAUGGCCUCAUGUUUUCGAUCCCCUGUCAAGCAGCCGCUCAUCCGGGCGGCUACAACGGUGAGGCGCCCGUCCUGCAGCCCAGCCCGCUGCACAGGCCUACUUAGUCAAAGAUCAGCUCGAAUGCACCGGCCCUAGUACUGUCGCCGCAUGUAUCAAAUUUCAGCCGCACUUGAGAGAGAUCACAUUCGCUGCGAACGAUGGCGCAUUUGUCUUUCUCCAUCGCCACUGUCCCGUGGGUUCUGAACAGGUGCUUACCGGAUCCCAGAGAUGGGAAACUGCGAAAGCAUCGUCGACCCCUGCGCUGAUGCGAAUGCGAACGAUGUCUCGGACAUUGCGGGCAUAGGCGUACUCCUAGCAUUCCUCAUAACCGCUUGGUUUUCCGUCAUUUUGGCCAUCGUGGCAUACUGGACUUGCUGUAUCCCUGACGAACUCCUCACAACCUACGACAAGCUGUUCUCCAGGCGCUCCGGCGACUACUCUGCAAAAUGGACAAACAUCAUCCGAGACGCCAUCAUGACUCUCGCAGAUCAGCAAAUCGUGACAGGUAUCGCGAUCUUGGUCGCCGGCUUUGCGCAGAUUCACAGCCUGUCCAUCUACCUCUGGCAAAGCGUCAUCUACCUAGCCUGGAUGUCUUCUGUGGUCCACUUGACCUCUUUGACGUAUCUGCGCUACUAUCUGCGAGAGAGGAGGGCACUUCGAGUGUGGAGGCUGGCGGGAAUGUCCGCUUUGUUCUGCCUGCUGUUCGCAGCUCUGUACCCGACAACCGGUCUGGAUUGGGAGUGCAACGUGUCUAGCUCGUUGUCGAACUCGCACGCAAAAUGCCUCCCCAUCCAGUUUCCCGCUCGCUGCUAUUGGACUCGUCCACCGAGCCGCCUGCAAGAGCUGGCUAAUGCUUCAGGUGUUUGUCCAGGAGGCAACUCUGUGAGCCUUGAUGGUGUGGUUUCCUAUCUCUUGCUGGGAAUCACCUAUCUAUGGAAAGCCGUCAUGCUCUUCGAUUCUGCCGAGAAGCGUGUGAAAAGAUGGUCGAGCAUCUCACCGCUACGAGCAAGCGAGAAACUCAUCAAGCGCAUCAUCCUGGGCCGUCCCAGCCGUCUACGCAGACUUCUUUAUCCGGUGACUACGAGCGUGUACGUCAUAACGCUCGCCGUCUUCGAGUUGGCGGGGUCCUUUGCCGGCUCUUUGUGGAUCAUCAACGCUAGUCUGAUAUGGGGCACGAUGCUGUUAGUGACGCCGCGAAUAGUGCUCCAACACAGCAACGCCACAGAACAGGAGAACGUCUGGCAGUUCGGCCAGAUACUGCCGGUUCUGCUUCUCGCCGGCCCUCUUCUUACAAUGGCCUUGCAAGCUUUCUCUACAGAGGAAGAAGAACGUGCCGAGGAAGCGCACUACCACCCACUCUCAGCUCCCUCUGACCAGUCAUCGACCGGGAAAUCCGUCAAGCAGCUGUUUGCGAGCCUCGAUGAGCAGCACCCCGCUACGAGAGACAACCUCCACGCUGCUAUAUAUCAGUCAAGGAUCUUCAAGACGAUUCUCGUCCUCAUCAAUUUGGGUAUCGCUGGAUAUUUGGGGUUCACCUUCACCUCGAUCACGUCUGGACUGGGGGUGCUACCGUUUUUGGAGACCUUUGCGACUGUGCUGCUCUUCUGUCCGGCGGUCCUUGGGCUGAUUGCCAUCAGUGCGGUUCCCUGGAGCAGGCUGUAUCGCUGAAAGGCUGUGAAACGAGAUGAGGGA
Molecule: messenger RNA, 1796 nt
Organism: Neohortaea acidophila
Lineage: Eukaryota; Fungi; Ascomycota; Dothideomycetes; Mycosphaerellales; Teratosphaeriaceae
Exons: 2
Coding region: 333-1772 (479 amino acids)
Source: RefSeq, a predicted model, not a curated record